Molecule: messenger RNA, 1575 nt
Organism: Ichthyophthirius multifiliis
Lineage: Eukaryota; Ciliophora; Oligohymenophorea; Hymenostomatida
Exons: 7
Biological process (GO): heme biosynthetic process
Molecular function (GO): protoporphyrin ferrochelatase activity
Source: RefSeq, a predicted model, not a curated record
AUGCUUCAACUAAAAGAAAUGUCUAAAACAGCUGUUUUAAUGCUCAAUUUAGGAGGUCCAAAUAAUAUCUCUGAAGUUACUCCGUUUCUACAUCGAUUUUUUUGCGAUACAACAGUAAUAAGAAUUCCAUUUGGAUUAGGUCCAUACAUUGGAAAAUUAAGAGGUCCUGCAAAAGUGACCAAAUAAUAUCAAAAAAUAGGAGGAAAGAGCCCUAUAAAAGAUUGGACAAUAAAACAAGGUGAGAAAAUGAUAAAACAUUUGGAUAUAAUCUCACCAUAAACAGGUCCUCAUAUUUAUUUCCCAGCAUUUAGAUAUGGAUUGCCUUUAUACCAUGAUUAAAUAGAUGAAUGCAUAAACAACUAUUCAGAAGUAGAAAGAAUAGUAUUGUUUUCAUAAUUCCCUUAAUAUUCAUGUACAACAGCUGGAAAUGCUAUAAGAUAUGCUUUAAAGCAUAUGUAAGAAAAUCACAGUAGUCAUAAUAAGAAAAUUCAUAUAAUUGAUAGAUGGUUUGAUAACGAGUAUUACAUAAAAUCAAUUACAAAUAUUUUAAAAUAAGAUUUAGAAACCAAUUUUGAUGAAAAACAAAGAGAAAAAGUUUUAAUUUUAUUCACAGCCCAUUCAUUACCACUCGAUUUUAUUUAAUAAGGUGAUGUUUAUCCUUUCGAGAUUGCAAGCACAGCUGAAAAAGUAAUAAAAGAAGGAGGAUUUAAAAACUCUUAUAGGGUCAGUUGGUAAAGUAAGGUUGGACUAAAGUAAUGGCUUGCUCCUUCUACAAUAAAUGCACUUCAAUAAUAUUCGAAUAAGGGUUGGGAAUAUAUAAUUAUUGUUCCUCUUGGAUUUACAAGUGAUCAUUUAGAAACUCUUUAUGAAAUAGAUCAUGAAAUAAUUGAAGAGUUUGGAUCUAAGCUUAAAUAUAAGAAAAUUGCUAGGUCUAGAAGUUUAAAUGAUGACGAUACCUUUUGUUAAGGAUUAGCUCAUAUUGUUGCCGCUAACUUAAAAGAUGACAGCUAUAGAUCACCUAAUCUAAAUUUAAGAUGUCCUGAUUAUAAUUUAAAUUUUUGUACAGAACAAAAUGGAGUUUAAAUAUUAAAUUGUACAUCUUUUUCACAGUAGUGUAUUCCUUAGAAUUUAUUGAACUAACAUAAAAAUAGUAUAUGGUUAUCCGAAGAAGGACUCCCUUAAAGCUUUAUUUUAGAUCUUAAAAAUAUACAAUAAAGACCUCGCUUUUUCAAAUCUAUAGGUUUUUAUUGUUGGCAUGAUUAUUCAACAAAUCCUGCAGUUAUUGAAAUUUCUGUAUCUCUUGAAGGCACAAAAUUUAUUACUUGGGUUAUUAUUAGAGCGGAAUUAAAAGCAGGUAUUUAAUUAUUUAGUAUUGAUCCAUUAGGAAAAAGAUAUAAUUAUAUAAAGUUUACUGUGAAAGAAACUUUUGGAGGAACUAGUGCUUAAUGUAAUGGCCGUUACAUACUACUAAUAAUAUGGUAAAUUCUUUAAGUGGAUAAAAAUAAUCUUAAGUAUUAUAAUAAUAAUAAUAUUCACAAAGUGAAAGAGUUAGUCAAAACAAAUAUGGUUAAAUGA